This is a messenger RNA of Prorocentrum cordatum, 159 nucleotides long. NCBI's taxonomy places the organism in Eukaryota, Dinophyceae, Prorocentrales, Prorocentraceae. The record is from the annotation of a GenBank genome assembly.
GCGGGGUGAGCAUCAAAGCUAAGUAUAUCGUAGCUUCUGACGAUUAUCUCGCGCACUGGAUGCUGCGUGGCGGGUGGUUCGAGAAUGCAUCCUACCACGUGUGCCCCGACGACAGCGCGGAGUGCCAGAAGCACCAAAGCCGGAACGAUAUCCACAGAG